ACUACCAAACAAAAAAGAAAGAAAGAAAGAAACCCAUUCUUUCUAGUACUAUAAAUACCCACCAUGUACCACAACUCUAGAAUUAACAUAAACAAAUGGAGACCCAAAAGUCUUUAAACCAUUUGUCAUCCAACAAUAAUGCAUCAUUCUUUCUUGUCACAAUACUACUAACUCUGUUGGCUUCUUCUUUAGCAAAUGCAGAUGUUUACCAUCAACAAUUUGUUGUCCAAGAAACAAAGAUAACGAGGCUUUGCAAGACCAAAACCAUAAUCACAGUUAACGGACAGUUCCCCGGGCCAACGAUUGCCGUUAGAAAUGGAGACGACGUCGUUGUGAGCGUCGUAAACCGAGCUCGUUACAACAUCACCAUCCACUGGCAUGGAUUGCGCCAGAUGCGAACACCGUGGGCAGAUGGUCCAGAAUACGUGACGCAAUGCCCGAUAAUGCCGGGUGGGACCUACACAUACAGGUUCAAGAUCGAAAAACAGGAGGGCACUUUUUGGUGGCACGCUCAUAGCAGGUGGCUGAGAGCCACCGUCUAUGGCGCAUUUAUAAUCCACCCGAAACCGGGUUCCCAUUUACCUUUCCCCAAACCAAAGAAGGACAUCCCUAUACUUCUAGGGGAAUGGUGGAAGGGAGAUGUGAUUGCAAUCCAGAGACAGGCACUUUCCAGUGGUGGAGCUCCUAACAUUUCAGAUGCUUAUACAAUCAAUGGCCAACCUGGUGACCUUUACAAAUGUUCUAGCCCAGAUACUGUGAAAUUGCGUGUGGACCAGGGAGAAACAAUCCUCCUCCGAGUCAUCAACGCUGCACUCACUCAACAACUCUUCUUCUCCGUCGCCGGCCACAAGCUCAAAGUGGUCGGCGCCGACGGGGCUUACAACAAGCCCUUCACCACCGACGCGAUCAUGGUGGGACCCGGCCAGACGACGAACGUUCUCCUCAAGGCCAACCGCCCAACGGGGAGAUACUACAUGGCCGCGCGCGCCUACGUGACGGCCCAGAACGCCCCGUUCGAUAACACGACGACGACUGCCGUCAUCGAGUACACGAAUUGCAACGGCGGCAGCGCGAGUUUGAAACCGCUCUCACCUAAACUCCCCCGCUUCAACGACACCGCCGCGGCCACCGCGUUUGCGCGGCGGCUGAGGAGUUUGCCGUCGAGCGACUACCCGAGAGUCUUCACUCGCGUGGACGAGAAGUUGUUUUUCACGGUGGGGUUGGGCCUGGUGAAUUGCACCCCGGGGCCCACAUGUCAGGGGCCGAACAACAACACGCGGUUCGCCGCAAGCAUGAACAACGUGUCAUUCGUGUUUCCCAACACGACGUCGUUGCUCCAGGCAUACUACAACAACAUUCCUGGGAUUUACACGCUGGACUUCCCGCCGGUCCCGCCUCGGCGGUUCGACUACAUGGGCAAUGUUCCCCGCGGGCUCUGGCAACCUCAGACCGGAACAAAGUUAUACAAGUUGAAGUUUGGGUCUAGGGUGGAGAUCGUUUUGCAAGACACGAGCAUCGUCUCGAAGGAAGACCAUCCGAUCCAUCUUCAUGGGUACCAUUUCUGGGUGGUCGGACAGGGUUUCGGAAACUUUAACCCUAAGACUGACCCGGCUAAGUUCAACCUCGUCGACCCACCCAUUAGGAACACGAUCGACGUGCCCGUGGGUGGAUGGGCUGUCAUCCGUUUCUUCGCUGAUAAUCCCGGGGUAUGGCUGAUGCACUGUCACAUUGAUUCUCAUCUGGCAUGGGGUUUGGCUAUGGCAUUCAUCGUUGAAAAUGGGGAAGGGGAAAAUCAGACGGUGAAACCCCCGCCGCCGGAUCUGCCACGUUGCUGAGCUUAAACCCGUCGACCGAUCCGACUUCCCGUCUUGAUUUCUUUAUGAUUGUUUUUAGUCCAUAGAUAGGACUAUGGCUCCCAUAUUAAUGUCUGUACUUAUAUUGCAACUUUGUAUCCUGUCACGAGACAUAUAUAUAAAUCAGCCAGCACCAGAAAGUAUGAAUAAAUGAUCCUUUUUUCU
Molecule: messenger RNA, 2018 nt
Organism: Cuscuta campestris
Lineage: Eukaryota; Viridiplantae; Streptophyta; Magnoliopsida; Solanales; Convolvulaceae
Source: the annotation of a GenBank genome assembly